Molecule: messenger RNA, 1594 nt
Organism: Raphanus sativus (radish)
Lineage: Eukaryota; Viridiplantae; Streptophyta; Magnoliopsida; Brassicales; Brassicaceae
Product: protein PHYTOCHROME KINASE SUBSTRATE 4
Exons: 1
Coding region: 271-1458 (395 amino acids)
Biological process (GO): phototropism
Source: RefSeq, a predicted model, not a curated record
UACCAAAAUCCUAAACCACUCAACCAUUAAACUAUUUGUUUGUGUUCAUCUUUUUAACUUUUUUAUUACAUUUGAAAAGGAAAAUAAUGGUUACAUGUAAGAACGUCAUGAUGACCUUAUUAAACGAGAAAGAUAGAACUUUCUCGGACAUAACUAACUCCUGACACUUCCCUCAUAUCUCCAGUGUAUAUUUACACAGAGUUAGAGAGCUACUUGAAACCCUGUUUUCAGCUUCUACUAUUUAAAAAAAAAAAAACAGAGCUACUUCCAAUGGCUGAAACUACCUUAACUGUCGUAGCGACCAAACGCGAUGCUCUAGAUCCUUACAUCAAGAUCAUUCAAAGUCGUUCACUCGACAUCGAUGUCUCCUUCUCCUCAUACCUCAAGCCAGACAACAACGAACAAAAGGAGCAAGAAGAUACUGAGAUAAGCAUAUUCGAAGCUCGAGGAUACUUUAACGAAAGCGGAAGCAACGAUAGAUCCUCCAAAACGACGAAUCUUAGUGGUCCAAGAUUCUCUUCGGCUUCAUCUGCAAAAGUGUCUUCUUUUACCGUGGGACAUACGGCAUCCUCUGAAGCUAGCUGGAACAGCCAAACCGGUUUGCUCCGUGACAACAACCGACAAAAAUCGGACCAUGACGGACGUGGAAGCGGCAAGAAAGGCCCCAGAUGGUUUUUCAGACGCAGGACUUGUCCUUGUUCUAGCUCCAAGUCGGUCCAGGUCCAAGAAACCAAACCAAGAAUUGCGGAGUUUAAAACCGGUUCUGACCGGACCAUAACAAACCGAAUCGUUCAUCAUAAUCAUCAGACGAUAUCGUCCUCUGAUCCGGUUAUAUUAAAUAUCCCUUCAAACACUGUGACUCGGUCCAUAGAUUACGCGGCAAACCGAGAACCUAGAGCUCACAUUAGUAACUUUAGCUUCCCGACUCUAAACCCGAUCAAACCGGCUUUGAAUCGAAUCGAUCCGGUUCUGCAUCCGAUUAAACCGGUUUUGAAUCCGACGAGUCCCAAGGGAGUUACUACUACAGACGAAGAAGCCGCGAGCGACGCUAGCUCCGACCUCUUCGAGAUCGAGAGCUUCUCUACUCAACACGUAGCUCGUCCGUGGGCUCUACCAGCAGCUGAUAGCGUGAGGAGCUCGAUAGACGAGACCGCGACCGAGUACGGUUACGAGCCUAGCGAAGCAAGUGUCACUUGGAGCGUUACGACCGCAGAACCUGUCUCGAGAGUGGCGUGUAACUUCUCAAGAAUCAACCUGUCGCAGCCGCAGUUAGCGUUUGGCGGUUGCGAUAAGGAGAAAGCGGUUAUGGUUAGUGUCGGUCAGCGUUUCGUUCAGCCGCUAAAGAGCGUUGGCGUUCAGGAUGAUGUCAUGCAAAAGGUGUUGUGCAACAAUGGCAGUUCUAAACUAAGCGUAACAAGACUAAAAAUGUUGGAUAAUAAAUCGUCGUUUCUGGUUUAGGACCGGUUUAACUACUCCGUUCUGUUUUGUGUGUUUCUCAUUUAAAAUUGCUCUGUUUUUUUUUUCUCAAACAUGUGUACUUUAAGUUUAUGAGUUUAACAAAACCAACGUGAAUAAAAUAUUAAUUCCAGCCUUA